AUGGGUGGGGGGUGGGGACUGCCCCGGCUAGCACUCCGGCCCCAGCUCCCCGGCUCCGCGGACGCCGGCCACGGCUCGCACCCCAGCCCCAGCUCCGAGGACCCCGGCUCCGAGGACCCCGGCCCCAGCUCGCAUCCCAGCUCCGAGGACCUCGGCCCCAGCUCCCAGGACCCCGGCUCCGAGGACCCCGGCCCCGAACUCAGGGUCCUUCCUAGGACGCCAGCCCCUCUCCGAGGACCCCGCUACCGGCUCGCACUCCCGCCCCCAGCUCUAGGACCCCGGCCUCCGCUAGCACCCCGGUCGGGCUCCGGAGACCGAGCGCGAGAGCGGGGCAGGAAGGAGGAGACCAGUGGGCAGCGGGAGGGGGUGGCACCCGCGCCCAGUCUGGACCCCCGACCCAGCCCGCCGCGCACCCUGAACCCUGACGCCCCGCCGCUCACCUCAGCUAGCGGGCCGCUCGCCGCCGCCGCCGCUCAGAUCUCCCUCUGCGCCCGCGCCAGCGUAUCGCGAGACGUGCCGCCGCAUUCUCGCGAGACCUGA
Suricata suricatta (meerkat) is the source of this 540-nucleotide messenger RNA. Its product is annotated as proline-rich protein 2-like. The coding region runs from base 1 to 540 and encodes 179 amino acids. The record is from RefSeq and is a predicted model, not a curated record. Lineage: Eukaryota; Metazoa; Chordata; Mammalia; Carnivora; Herpestidae. The transcript is spliced from 3 exons.